AUGACUCAAACACCUGGUCGCGCUUUGUCAAGCAACAAUGCGACUGCAAACUCGCCAAACCUAAACACAACCCCGUUGAAUAACACUCCCAUGACCCCAAACAGCACCAAUAAUACUCCAAGAACUCCAAGAAGUAAUUCAAUUACAAAUAAUAAUUCAAUCAUUUCACCUCCGAUAGUUGAAACAAUGUUGAAAACUCAAAUUCCGUUAUCGAUCCGAGAAUUGGAUGAAGAAAUCAUUUUGCAGAAAUUAUUUUGUUUGUGUUGUAUGAGUGGAUCUAAUGGACGGCGAGCAAGUGAUUUAUUAAGUAAGACUCCUGUUAAUAAUAAUAAUAUCACCCCAAGCUUCGAUGAUCAAACCGAUCAAAAAUUGAGCAUAGGAGCAUCCCAAAACGAGCAAACGUUUAUUAAUUUACUAACUGCUCUCAACAACAUUAAUCCAAAAUUUGUAAAUAGACAAGACUACUUGGGAAGAACACUUUUAAUCAAUGCAAUUAUCAACGAACACUUUACCUAUAUUACUACCCUUCUGAGCUUUAAAUCUGUGGAUGUGACAAUUAAAACCUUUAACACGCAGAAAAGUGCGUACAUGUUCGCUGCUGAGAAAGGAUUUACUGAUCAAGCAUUAAAAAUUUUGAAGAGUUCAAAUGUAAAUGAUUGUGACGCAAAUGGAAAGACAUUGCUCAUGUACUCCAUUGAAUAUUAUUCUCUAGUUCAUGAACUUAUCAAGAGAAGAGCAAAUUUAAAUGUCAAAGACAAUCAAGGUCGAACAUGCUUAAUGUUCGCGUUAUCAAAGAUAGACAAGUCGACAUAUCCUUUCUAUCAACCAUCUCUAAACCAAGUAAUAGAUAUAUUGAUUAGCAAUGCUACAGAUCUUAGCGAGACGGAUAACGAGGGUAGAACCUUAUCAGAUUAUGCCAGCAAAACAGAAAAUAAGGACAUUGUUCAAAAACUGAAAUUCAAGAUUGUCGAGUUAAACAAGGCUCAAAACUAA
Naegleria lovaniensis is the source of this 993-nucleotide messenger RNA. RefSeq lists its product as uncharacterized. Bases 1 to 993 code for a protein of 330 amino acids. NCBI's taxonomy places the organism in Eukaryota, Heterolobosea, Eutetramitea, Acrasida, Naegleriidae. The record is from RefSeq and is a predicted model, not a curated record. The transcript has a single exon. Gene Ontology annotation, molecular function: protein binding.